AUGCUUCCACAGGGCUCGACUUUCCUCCAACAGCCUGCUCAUGCAAUGGGCAAGAAGCGGUCCCACGAGGAGGCUUCAUACAACCUCGAGCCCGAUGCAACAAACGGCAGCUUUCAACACGGUUGGAUGAAUGGUGAGGGAAUAUUGCUCGCGAAGCCAUGUGUGGUUUCCAGCCGCGAAGCAGAUGGUCUGUCUGGUACUGGGCUUGACGAUGUGAUCACUGAACAGCAAGGGAGUGGAUUGCCGACUGGUCGACAGCUGAGGAACCAUAAAUCCCAAAGGCUUCUCAACGGCAGUGAUCAUGCAUCCUAUAGCAAAACGACGUCGACGAUGCCACGAACAACGACGAACAUGACCGACAGCAGUAUGAAUGACGACCCGGUCAUUGACGACUUUACUCUUCACCUCGGCAUUGGUUGGAAAAGGAUCAACGAUAGCGACCACGUCCAAGCCGCAGCUAGGGGCUGGGCACGCUUCAUUGAGAAUCACUAUCCUCUCACUAACGUUAAUGUCCUGCUGGAGAGCAAGGGUCUACAGUCAUAUCUAGUCGAAUCCAAUGAAGGUUUCUACCUCUUCACAGAAAACCUCCGUCAAGGGCAGCUAUAUAAAUAA
Trichoderma reesei QM6a is the source of this 612-nucleotide messenger RNA. RefSeq lists its product as uncharacterized. The record is from RefSeq and is a predicted model, not a curated record. The transcript has 3 exons. Lineage: Eukaryota; Fungi; Ascomycota; Sordariomycetes; Hypocreales; Hypocreaceae. Bases 1 to 612 code for a protein of 203 amino acids.